Molecule: messenger RNA, 906 nt
Organism: Pistacia vera
Lineage: Eukaryota; Viridiplantae; Streptophyta; Magnoliopsida; Sapindales; Anacardiaceae
Product: protein LAZY 1-like
Exons: 3
Coding region: 1-906 (301 amino acids)
Biological process (GO): gravitropism; regulation of auxin polar transport
Source: RefSeq, a predicted model, not a curated record
AUGAAGUUACUGGGUUGGAUGCACCGGAAAUUCCGGCAAAAUAGCAGUGAGCCACUCAAAGAUUUGGCACUUGGGAACGCUUGUUCUUGUCUUACAGGGCAACCCUCACUUGAUGACCAACAAGGCUACCCGAAGCCAAACUAUGGUGCCAAACCAUUCAGGCAAGGCCAGAGAGAGCACCAGCUUCGAAACUCUUUCGCGGGCUUAGAAGCUGCCCGAGUAGAAGAAGAAGAUUAUGAAGAUCAAGAAACUUCAGCUGCACUAUCUGAACUAUUCCAUGGCUUUCUUGCAAUUGGCACCCUUGGUUCUGAACCUAAUGUUAAUGUUCCAUCGACACCAACAUUUGGUAUCUCUGUUGAGAAUAUAACUGAGAAGGAAACUGAAGCAACAGAAAAUGAAUUGAAGCUCAUCAACGAUGAGUUGGAGAAAGUUCUAGGAGCUGAAGCUAAUAAAGAAGACGGCUGCAAUGAGUCAUCAGGGAGAAACAGUCACGUGAGUAAUGGAAGGAGCAGUCAUGGAAGCACCAUUACUCUUAGUGGGAAGCCAUUGGAAGGCUCAGACAACAAUGGGAAUGGAUUUACGGUGUGUCCACUCCAGGGAUAUCUUUUCGGUUCAGCAAUUGAAUUGUCUGAAACUACAACGGUGGCAAAAAAGGAACAUAGAACAUCGCUUGGAGAGCUUUUCCAGAGGACUAAAGUAGCUGAGGAGAAUCCUAAUUCCGGAAGUAAAUACGAGAGGGAGGAGAAGCGAACAGACAAAGAAGCAGAUAAAUCAGCUGUACAACUUAUGAAAAAGAUGUUAAAGAAAAAAAUGCUUCAUGCUUCCAGGAGCACCACUGGUGGAGGUGUUGAUUCUGCUUCAGCAGAAACAAAACUGCACAAGGUAUUGUUACAAAAAGUACUAUAA